GUCUGUGUUACAAUUGUCACAGCAAAUUCUAAAAAUUCAUCGAAAAAUGUCAUACAUCUCAUCAGUAAUACAAUAUCAGUUGAACCGUGCCGUAGCUCCUGCAAAUUAUCUAAUAGAUUGUGAUGACACCUUAUCUUAAAGCGCUUAAAAUUUAAAUCAAGCUGAAGAGGAAUUAGAUGCGAAUAUUCUUGCUUUUCGUGCUGUGAUGCAAAUCUCUCUCUCUUUCUCGCUCCUCUUAACAACUCGUACGUUUGUAAUUUUUGGAACUAAGCACGGUCUGGUAUAUGCAUAUACAUAUCAAGACCUGCGAGCCUGGCAUUAUCCCUUAACUGAUUAAUUCAAACGGAAAUUACAUGAGAAUGCCACGAGAUUCAUCCAAUUACCUGAAGUCCAGGACGAAACGCCGCAAAAGCGUGGCAUCUUUGGCAAUAUGCGGCAUCAGGAUAAUAUUAUUUGGCUGCGCCUUGUCCACGUUAAUGAGGCCAACUCACGCAGUAGUCAAAGAAUUGACAGCCGAAGAGGGCAGUGUCAUAGAGCCGCGCUCGGACCAUGCCAACGCCGGCGAGCAUCUGGGACAUCUUCACUUUCCCUCGACAGAUUUUACCCCAUUCGGAUCAAAGGCAAACUAUACAGAAGAGACAAUUUACUCGACUGCGUUCACAGAUAGUCUGCACAGUUUCACCCACAGUCUAUUUGAUAAGAUCGUAGUCAGACGGCAUUCAAUACCGCCCGGCUACAUUGUGGUCAAGAAUGGCGACACUUUCGCUCUGGGACCCAACGUGGACAAAAAUGAUUGGCACACUCUUCUAGCGGAGCAUUUUGUAGCAUUCCUCUUGGUGAUAUUUCUGCUCAUCCUUAUAAUUAUCAUGCCUUUUUUGGGGGUCUGCUAUUGCUGCUUCUGCUGCUGUAAACGUUGCUCACAAGGAUGUCCGUUCUGCGAUAAAAAGGACGACGAUUGCAGACGCUUGAUCUGCGGUAUUAUACUCGCCAUACUUUUAAUUGGAGUUCUUUUGGGAAUGAUCAUUGCCAUUGCCUCGAAUAUAUUAUUGGACCAUGGCUUUGAAUACACAAGAGAGACAAUGCGUCGCGCCAGCCAAGACACUUGCACCUUUCUGCACGAUACAUCCAACCAUAUUCAACAUUUGCUUGUGCGUAACUAUCAGGAGAUGGAUACGCAUAUGACCGAUAUUUUAAUGAAUGCACAUCAUCACGUAUUCCUGGACCUGUUGCAUAGCUCGCAGGCCAAUGUAUUGUUUGAUAUCGAGCGCAUAUUGAAUAGCAUGCCAAAUGCGUUGAUUCUGUUCCGGGAAGUGCACAAAUUGGAAAAGGAUUUGCGUUUCUAUGGCGCACAGCUGCGAGAUGGAUUGCGUUCUGUUAAGCGGGACCUGUCCUUUGCCCUUGCUGCACUGUGCGGCAAUCGGGAUUGCCUGAACUUCUUGAAGAGCUCGAAUAUCGAGACGAUGGAUACCUCCAAAUGUCUGCACUUCGAUGAGCUGCCCGUGUCCUCCAAGUAUAUUCAUUUGGUCGAUGAGCUUAUUCACAACGAUACGGCAAGAAUACCCAACGACGCAAUUGAUCGUCUCCAGGCAAUAGGGGUAUACAUUAAGCAAGCCAUCGAUCCUGUGACCCCGCCCUUAAUACGCGAUCUGCACGAGGGCAUCACUCAGUUUCACAACCAGGCCCAAAAUAUGCGCAAUAUCAUCGAUUCCGUGAUAAGCCACAUUCACUUUAAAACGCUCAAAGGAACCAAGUCGCUCGACGAUGUCUACGACAAAUUUGGGGUCUAUCGUAGAGGCACCAAUCUACUUAUCUGCGUCAUGCUGGGAAUCGUACUCUUUCUACUUAUCCUCGCGCUGAUAUUCGGCUGCUUUGGGCGCCUCAGACAUAGCCAGGCCGUGAUCUUCUGCAGCAAGGGCACCGGAGCUAUCUUCCUGUUUUUCGCCAUAAUAUUGAUAUUCUGCGUGUUGUCGGCCAUCUUGCUGGUUGGCCUAUUUUACUUUGUCUUUGGCCUGAUCACGUACCAGGGCGUCUGUGCGCCGUUGCGGGAUGAGACAAAGAACGCGUUCUUCCGCCAGAUGGACGCGACCAUUGAUCUGCAGCAAUAUUUUCCAAAAAACGAUUCGAACUGGCAACCACCCGCACCAUUGCACAUUUCAGCUGCCAUCGAGGCGUGCGAGGCGAACGAGACGAUUUUUAAUCUGCUGCAGCGGAACAAUUUGUACGAUGUCAACGAUCUGGUGCGCAUAGAAGUUAUCGCAGCUCAUCCAACGCCAAAUGGAACCAUAUUUCCGGCGAAUGUGUCCACCUAUGAGGUGCUCACCCAGCAGGAGAAGGACGGUCUUAAUGUGGCGGCGCAGAGCAAUCUGUCGGACUAUCACAGUUCGAUAUUCCUAAAGCAUUUGUGCAAAACGGUGGCACCCGUCGACCUGCCCAGAAUGAUUACUCAGCUGAGAGAUUUGCGAUCCGGCCUGCCCAGCGUUUGGGGUAUCUACGACACGGCGAUAAUUGCCUUGGGCAACCAGGCAUUCGCCCUGGAGAAAUACAACAAAGAGCUCGCGGAUAGGGUUCGAUCUACUCUCAUUAAAAUGACCACGAAACUACUCGAGAUCGAUAGACUUAUACUGUACGAGGGCAGACCGUUCGGCGAGUCUAUCGAGAAGCUAAUCCAAUUGGCGGAUGCCUCCGAAGUGUUCAUCAGAAAUUCGUCCGAAUCGUUUGUCAAUGGACUACGGCAGAAUCUCUCGGUUUUUCUUGAAGAUGAGGUCGCCAACUAUAUCGAAAGGGUCGUAAAUUUCUGCAAUCGCGAUGUUGGACGCUGCGCACCACUUGCCUACAUAUAUUACCGUGGUGUGGACCUGAUUUGUCAUCGACUUGUCGAUCCUAUGAAUGGCUUCUGGUUGGGCGUCCUGAUCUGUGGCGUGCUGCUCCUGCCCAUCCUGUUUGUGUCCCAUCGCUUGCUGUGCCUGUACAACAAGAUUUAUCCGUCAGCAGCUGUCGCCGUGGCCGCGGGCGGCUGUCCAAUCUGCACAGGCGGCGGCCUACCUGGAUUACCUCUAUUGCCAAUUACCUUCGGUGUAUGCAAUGAAUUGGAUGACAAUCGUUAUACGGAUAGAAAUGCUGCCGUCAGGUCACCAGCAGCUGCUGCGGAGGUCGAGAAUUCGGAGUUGGUGUUGUCGAUGAGCAGCAAGCAUAAACAAGAAUAACAGAUUACAAUUUAACUAACACCAUAUUUUCUUGCCCGUUCUUUAAAUGUAUAUUUAAUCGAAUGUUUUUUCUGCAUUGUGAAUAUAA
Molecule: messenger RNA, 3291 nt
Organism: Drosophila novamexicana
Lineage: Eukaryota; Metazoa; Arthropoda; Insecta; Diptera; Drosophilidae
Product: prominin-like protein
Exons: 13
Coding region: 354-3203 (949 amino acids)
Cellular component (GO): membrane
Source: RefSeq, a predicted model, not a curated record